This is a messenger RNA of Exophiala dermatitidis NIH/UT8656, 3548 nucleotides long. RefSeq names its product DNA helicase II/ATP-dependent DNA helicase PcrA. Gene Ontology annotation, biological process: recombinational repair. Gene Ontology annotation, cellular component: nucleus. Bases 9 to 3116 code for a protein of 1035 amino acids. The transcript has a single exon. NCBI's taxonomy places the organism in Eukaryota, Fungi, Ascomycota, Eurotiomycetes, Chaetothyriales, Herpotrichiellaceae. Gene Ontology annotation, molecular function: DNA binding; hydrolase activity; 3'-5' DNA helicase activity. The record is from RefSeq and is a predicted model, not a curated record.
CAAAUGCCAUGGAGGCCGAGCUCCUGCGGGGGCUAAAUGAAGCUCAAAGGUCUGCUGUCACCUCGCCGGCACGGGUUCUGCAGGUACUUGCGCCGCCGGGUUCGGGGAAGACCAAGACACUUACCUGUCGCGUUGCCUACCUGAUUGCCCACCAUGGCUUCGAUCCUCAGCGUGUCAUUUGCUGCACAUUCACCAUCAAAGCGAGCCGUGAAAUGCGGGAACGCCUCAGGGGCUUACUCGGCUGCGAAGUCGAGGCCAAGUUGGUGUUGGGGACCUUUCACUCCAUCUGUCGACGUUACCUAGUCGCAUACGGCCAUCUCAUUGGCGUUCUGAAAAGCUUUGGUAUCGCAGACUCCUCUGACAGCAUGAACAUCAUUAAACGGAUCAUCAAAAGGCUGAAUCUAUCCAUUGACCCAAGAGCCGCGCGGUCCAAGAUUUCCAGUCACAAAGCCAAGGGCAAGAAACUGGAAGACCUCCGGAAGACGCCGCAGAAGCACUUGGAGAAGCAGGAAUUCAUCACUGUGUUUCAUGAGUACGAGGAGGCUUUGGCAACGUCUAAGCUUUUGGAUUAUGAUGAUCUGCUCUUGCGUUGCGUCGAGCUUUUUCGUGCAUGGCCGGGCUGUGCCUCAAAUAUCGAAGCGCUACUGAUCGACGAAUUCCAGGACACCAACAUCGUGCAAUUCGAGUUGAUGAAACUCCUGGCCUCAGCCUCGCGGAGGGUUACCAUCGUCGGAGAUCCCGACCAGAGUAUUUAUGGAUUCAGAUCUGCGGAGAUUGAGAACCUACGACGCAUGAAAGCGUUCUACCCCGAAACCGUUGUUAUUAACCUGGAACAAAACUAUCGCUCCGCAUCCUCAGUGCUGCGCCUUGCACAGGAAGUCAUCGAGCAGGACACUGCCCGGCCUCAGAAGAGAUUAAAAGCAACCCAUUGCUUGGGCACCAAACCCGUCCUCCGCCGUCUACCCAAUCCGAAUGAAGAAGCUUUCUGGAUCGCUAGCGAGAUCAAGAGGAUGACAGUCAUGACUGGAGGUCUUCUUGUUCACUCAGACUUUGCCAUUCUGCUUCGAUCAGCCUUUCUGUCAUUGUUGAUCGAGAAGGCUCUGGCCAAUUCUGGAAUUCCCUAUCGCAUGGUAGGCGGUACACGUUUCUUUGACCGAGUGGAGAUUCGAAUAAUCGUGGACUACCUUCGCACCAUUAGUCACCCAGACAACAACCAAGCCCUUCUUGCAAUCAUCAAUGUGCCAUCCCGAAAGAUUGGGGAAGCCACAAUCGCGGAGCUGAUCAAGCUUGGAGAAGAACAAAAGCUCUCACUCUGGACUGUAGUCCAAAGGGUCUUAUGUGGAGAUCUGACGCCCGAGAAGAAACUGUCCAAACCCUGCGAGCAGGAACUUGGACGCCUUAUAGCGAUGAUCAAAAAUGCCAGACAGAAAAUGGAAACGAUGAUGCCUGCCACAGUCCCGAGCAAAUUGAUUGAUUUGAUUGUGAAGUCGUUAGACUUUGAGAACUACCUCAAAAAGAAAUACAAGGACGAUCACGAAGAUCGAAUCGAGAACGUCAAAGAACUCCUUACUCAUGCCUCUGAAGUCCUAUUGCAUUCCACGACCGAGGACCAGCUCGCCCAGGUUGAUGGUAUAGAACAGCAACCCUCGGAUGGUGCUCACGAAGUCCUCUCGCAAUUCCUAGCCAAUAUCGUUCUGUCUACCGAUGUGGAUAACUCGGAAGACGGCAACGACAAACCCAGAGUUACCAUCUCCACCAUCCACUCAGCCAAAGGGCUGGAGUGGCCCGUCGUCUUCAUACCCGCGGUCUACGAAGGCUCAAUCCCUCACUCCAGAUCGGAAGACACAGACGAAGAACGACGUUUGCUCUAUGUUGCAAUGACUCGGGCUCAAGCUCUUCUGACGCUAACAUUUCCGCUGACGCAAUCUCGAGACAACGUGGAAUCAAGUCUGUCUCAAUUUCUGCCCCCGAAGCUGCAUCACCAUGUCGCGCAAGUUGGCCCUUUGUUCGACGACAAGACGAUUGCCGAUAUUGCAAGCAUCCUUGGACGUCCGAUGCCGUCCCAGGAGGAGCUGGUUCGGAGCCUGCAGAGUCUGGCUGAAAGUGAUAGCCAGCUCGACAAUGUAUGGCCCAGUGACGGCACUCGCAGGCCGACAUUAAUGCUACCUUCUAAUGGGCAACAUAUGCCGGAUUUUAGCAGGCCAUUAGGAGAAGUCCUAGCCGCAAGCUACAAGCAACAAGGCUCCCAACACCCAACGCUGUCACGGAGUCAUUCGAUACCGACAGCUACCCACACUCAUCAAGUCGCAACAACCAUGAGCAAUAUCGGGGCAUUUUCCACCUCCAACAUGUCGUUAGGUUUCACAACGGCUAGACGCCAAUUGAAAAGUAGUGCUGCUGAGUCGAAUCAGUCUCCGCCAGAGAGCCUGCCUCCGCAAAAAAAGGUAAAAUUGUCACGAUCAGCGUCAGCGCAGGGAACCAUUGCAUCGUUCUUCUCGAAACCAAAAUCCCAGAACACGUUGCCUGUCGAGCCGGAUCUCCCUCAGCUUGCGAGACCGGAGCCCUUCCAGAGACCACGACCAGUGCCUCCGAUCCCGACCCCAAGUGCACCAAUCCGUCGUGACAUUGGCGAGAGUGGGAUACCAUCAGAAUUGUCCUCGCAUCGACCGGACUUCCGCAAUGUGAUGACUUACAAGCGACCGACAGCUGCCCUAAAGGAGUCCAGCACAAAUCCAAACUCUCGCUAUGCCAAUCUCUAUAGCUCCUCUCCGCCCCCUCCUGAUUGCAACGACGGAGAGAACCGGGCAUUACUACAAAAGGAUAAUAUCCAAGAGGACAACUCUGGCGCACAGCCAUUGAAUGCAUCAAAUCUCAAGUCUGCAUCAGCAUCAGCAUCAGCAUCAGCACCAACAGCACCAACAGCACCAGCACCAGCACCGGCGCCCCUGACAAAUUACAUCCUCUCGCGCCCUGCCAAGACGAUGCACAAGACAAGCGUGUCAUCAAUCGGACAAGGGGGCUUCACCUCCUCCAGUACGUCAAUGACAGGUAUGGGCCGGAAGACGCUGGGAGUUCGACGGUCAAUGAAUGGUUGGGACAACAGAAAGAACAAAUGAUCGCCUUUGGAUUUGCGUCCGGCUCGCAAUACCUGUCCGUCUUCUUGCCCGGAGUGCAAUACCUUGGUCCUCGCUCUAUAUACGGGCUAUUAUGGCAGGACAAAUGCUACGAAGUAACGACGGUUUCGGUUUCGGUUAUGGUCUAGGGUCUAGGGUCUAGAGGGAGAUAAAAUUUCGGCUCCUGUUUAUGAAAUAUUUCAAUACGUGGUCUAGGCACGGUGCUGGCACCAUGAUUUAAAGAACGGGAUGGAUAUGAGGUAGGUGUACUCUUUUAAAAUGUACUGAUCAUGAUCAGGAUUCCCGGGGAAGAGACAAAUUAGACCAAAGACCUACUUGUAGAUGACACAAUAUAUCGAUUUGCGCAUCUAAUGAGAUCAUAUCUAUUAAAUACCAAAGUAUAUAAGUAAUUCAGAUUUCGCAAUUGAAUUAAAU